Helianthus annuus (common sunflower) is the source of this 495-nucleotide messenger RNA. RefSeq lists its product as uncharacterized. The transcript has a single exon. The record is from RefSeq and is a predicted model, not a curated record. NCBI's taxonomy places the organism in Eukaryota, Viridiplantae, Streptophyta, Magnoliopsida, Asterales, Asteraceae. Bases 1 to 495 code for a protein of 164 amino acids.
AUGGAGUGGUGUAGAUGGACUCCCGUUAAAGUUAACAUCCAUAUGUGGAGAUCGAUAUCGGAAAGCAUUCCCACAGCCGUUGGUUUAAAGAGAAGGAAUAUUCAGAUUGGUAAAGAUUUAUGCUUGCUGUGUCACGAGGCCGAGGAGUCUGCUGAUCACAUUUUUACAGCGUGUCAGGUUGCGGCGGUUAUAUGGAACGGGAUUAGUUCUUGGUGCAAGAUUCCGUGUAUAAUUGCUUUUUCGGUCAAAGACCUUAUCAGCAUUCACAAAGAAAUUACAGGAUUGGAGAGGAAAAAUGACGCAGUUCAAGGUAUUAUAAGGGUAGCUUGUUGGAGUAUCUGGCGUGCUAGAAAUAGUAUUAAAUUCUCAAAUUCCUCGGCUAGAAUAGAAAACAUUAUGAGUGAGGUCAAAUCUCUCACCUUUCUUUGGUUUUCUAGCAGAUCCAAACACAAAGGGGUAGAGUGGAAAGAUUGGUGUUCUUUUGUAAAUAUGUAA